AUGUCCGAUCUCACCGCUACCACCAUUUCUUCUCCCUCACGACCCAAGAGGAAACUCCUCCUCAUCAACGGCCCGAACCUCAACCUGCUGGGCACUCGGGAACCGCACAUCUACGGGUCCACGACGCUGAGCGAGGUCGUCUCCACGAUCGUCUCGCGGGGCAAGGAGCUGAAUAUCGAGGUGGUGCCGUUCCAGUCGAAUCAUGAGGGUAUGAUUGUGGACUUUAUCCAGUCGCAUUUCGUCUCGUCGCGACCAGCGACGUCUCCACGCACUCGAGUCGGCGUCAUCAUCAACCCAGCGGCAUUCACGCACACCAGCGUGGCGAUCCGCGACGCCCUGCUGGCCACGUCGCUGCCCUUCGUCGAGUGCCACGUCUCCAACAUCCACGCCCGCGAGCCCUGGCGCAGCCACUCGUACUUCUCGGACAAGGCCGUCGGCGUGAUCAUGGGCCUCGGCGUGUAUGGGUACACUGCGGCGUUGGAAUUUUGGGCGCAGCGGUGGGAUGGGGAGGAGAGGGAGGAGGGAGGCCGGGGGUGA
This is a messenger RNA of Fonsecaea multimorphosa CBS 102226, 537 nucleotides long. RefSeq lists its product as uncharacterized. The transcript has a single exon. Lineage: Eukaryota; Fungi; Ascomycota; Eurotiomycetes; Chaetothyriales; Herpotrichiellaceae. Gene Ontology annotation, molecular function: 3-dehydroquinate dehydratase activity. Gene Ontology annotation, biological process: quinate catabolic process. The coding region runs from base 1 to 537 and encodes 178 amino acids. The record is from RefSeq and is a predicted model, not a curated record.